AGCGUCAAACAGGAAGACGCGAGGAAUCACUGAAUGCGCAGAUUCUCUGUACUCAAAUCCGCGGAUCACAGUCACGAUGUUUCGGCUUUGGCACACGUGUGCUCUCUUUUAUUUGCCCUUUUUAGGAAGCGCCGUUGAUUUUAAAACGCGGACCGGACCGAAAGUCACCGAGAAGGUGUUUUUUGACAUCACAGUAGGUGGGCAUGAGGUUGGCAGGAUCGUGAUUGGUCUGUUCGGGGAGGUCACUCCUCUGACUGUACAGAACUUUGUCACACUUGCCACAGGAGAGAAGGGUUACGGGUAUAAAGGCAGCAGGUUCCAUCGUGUUAUCAAAGAUUUCAUGAUUCAAGGAGGAGAUUUCACCACUGGAGACGGGACGGGCGGUAAAAGCAUCUAUGGCAACACAUUUGCUGAUGAGAACUUCAAGCUGAAGCACCUCGGUGCAGGUUGGGUCAGUAUGGCGAACGCCGGACCCGACACCAACGGCUCCCAGUUCUUCAUCACAUUAGCCAGAGCUCCAUGGCUAGAUGGCAAGCAUGUCGUUUUUGGCAAAGUCCUGGAGGGCAUGUCUGUUGUUCACACCAUUGAACUGCAGGACACAAACGAUCGGAACCUGCCGUACACCGAGUGUGUGAUCGUCAACAGUGGACAGAUUAAGGUCAAGGAGCCUUUUGUUGUUGAAGUGGAGGGCUGGUAAACAUCAAGAUGUACCUCCACAACACACAGUUCUCAAGUUAAAAUCAUCUAUCCUCAUCAGUAUGAUAUUGGUAACAGUAUUGCUGUCAGUGUUUUUAUGAUGUGUCCUCCCUCACAUGAUCAUUAGAUCUUCAGCACUAUGCAGACACAUCUACAGACAACUUUCAUAUCUCAUAUCAUAAAGAUAAUGUUACUCUGUGUGUACUCCAAUAACUGUAGCGCUUCCCACUGCUCGGCACUUUAGAACAGCACAGAUCAGUCAGAACUGUCACAAAUGGCAUUAAAUGUGUAUUACAGCAUACUUGAAUUUAGUUUGAAUUAUGGCUAUAAAUGUUGUUUGCAUUGAUCGUCUCUAUUAGAAUAAUCUUGUUGUAUUGUAAAAGAAGAGAUGCAAACUGGGAUCAUUUCUGUUGUUGUGUUGGUGUUCAAUAAUGAUUUGGAUUCAUUCGGUGUUUGAGAGUGUUUGAGAUUGUGGACUUUACUAACAGCAUAUCAAGCUGCAAGUUUUUAAAAGUUGAUAUAUUCACAAAAUCAUCAUGAGCUGUUCUCAAAAUAAAGCACUUCAAU
Messenger RNA from Xyrauchen texanus (razorback sucker), 1263 nucleotides. It is a transcript of the gene ppic, whose product is annotated as peptidylprolyl isomerase C. Gene Ontology annotation, molecular function: peptidyl-prolyl cis-trans isomerase activity. Gene Ontology annotation, cellular component: intracellular membrane-bounded organelle. Gene Ontology annotation, biological process: protein folding; protein peptidyl-prolyl isomerization. The transcript is spliced from 5 exons. Lineage: Eukaryota; Metazoa; Chordata; Actinopteri; Cypriniformes; Catostomidae. Bases 77 to 697 code for a protein of 206 amino acids. The record is from RefSeq and is a predicted model, not a curated record.